This is a messenger RNA of Moneuplotes crassus, 4370 nucleotides long. Lineage: Eukaryota; Ciliophora; Spirotrichea; Euplotida; Euplotidae. The record is from the annotation of a GenBank genome assembly.
AUGUCAGAGUGCAAAGAGAUCUUUAUCAAAGGAAUUCAGAAAUUAUCAAAGAGUGGAGCUAAGGAAUUACACAAGCUCGUCCCAAAGGAAUUUCUUAGCAAAUAGCUCAUCAGAGGUGUACCAAGUCAUUGCCAAGAUCCACCACGAUCCUGUAGCGAUGUUUAAUCUUGAUUUUGAUAGACUGCAAAGUCUGGUAAAAGAUUUUAAAAUUAAGCGAUUUCACACAAAUCUGUAUGACACGCUUGAAACUAUUGAUUCUUUCUAUAACCCCAAGAUUGAAGAGUCUAAAGUAGACAGCCCAAUCGUGACAAGGAAUAGAAUCAGUGUUCUAGAUUUUAUGAUCUUGAUCAUUUUGCUAAAUUCUUGGUCUUUAGGAGAAAAAAUAGACCUCCUGUUGAUCCUGUACGAUAUGCAAGCAAAAGAUGAGUUAAAUCUUUCAGAGAUGCUAAUCAUUCUGAAAUCUGUUCUUAGAGUUACCAAGUGUUUUGAUGACAUUCCAAACGAAAAUCUUGAGACCUAUAUCGAGAGUCUUUGUUACGAAUUUAUUCACAUCACCAUUGAUAGGUUGGUCAAAGAGCAAAAAAGAAUUAGCGAGGGAAAUCAGAGCGCAGAGAGUGAUAGCUUUACUCCUUCCUUUCAUCAAAAUAAGAGAGACCAGAAGAUAUCCAGGAACAAAUAAAUUAAGCUACACUUCUAUUAAAAGGUCUUCUAAAGGAAGUGUCGAAGGCUUCUCUGGAAUAGAGAGCAUUCAUGACAAAUAAAUUCAGAAUUUUCAAGUGGAAGAUGCUCCAGGAAUAUAAAAUGAGCCUGGUCUAUAUCAAAGAAAGGUUGAUUGAAUCUACAGAAGUUCUAUUGUUCCUCAACGUGUUUCAUCCAAUCCAGACAUGCGUGUUUAAUUGGGGAUUCAAUGGGUUUCAACAACUUGGAGAAUUUGAAUCGACAAGUAUCCAUAGAAUUUACUCGAACUCUAAAAUGAAUUAUAUCUACAAAGGGACAAAGAUAUCCUCUCAUAGUCUUGCUUAUGGGCAAAGCAACCAAAAUCAUUUUGAUACUUUGAUGAAUAUGUCGGAAGAGGAUGUUAAAAUAAUCGAUAAGGAGGAAAAUGAGAAUCAUGUAAAAUCAAUAUCAGAUCUUACAGAGAACGACACCAUCAUUAAGGUAAAAGAGCCAAGAAGUUAUGAUAGGGCUAAGACAAUGAAUUUCCAGAACCAGUUUCGAUACUUGGAGAACAAAUACCCAAGUCCUUCUUCGAAAAAUCCUCAUGGAACUUUUGGGAUACCUCAGAAUAAUCCUAGUUAUUCAGAGACUUACUCUAUAAAGCGAGUAAAUAGACCUUCUCCUAUAGGUUCUGAGGAAGCAUUUGGGAAUUUUUAUAUCAAGGGAGAUUCUCAUUUCAUUAUUUACCCUCCAGUUGAUUAUUUUGAGAACCAAAGUCCUGAGAAUGUACAGCAAAUUGAACGUCCUAGAGUCAACUACCAACUUUUGGAUAAGAAGUUGGUCUCCUAUACUGGUCGAAGAUACACUAAUUUCUACCUCUGUAUUGAUGGAGAAGUUUUCUCCUCCUCGAAGGAUAAUGAGAUCGAGGAAACUGAGACCAAAACAGAGAGUUGUGUUUUGAAGCAAUUUCCAACAACUGAUCAAAAAUUUAUUACAAUUAAAUCUGGUCUAAGGCAUGGAAUUGCUCUAUCGAGCUCUAACAAAGUAUACACCUGGGGUUGUAAUAGGCUAGGUCAACUUGGAUAUGAUUUCCAAGAUCUUCGUGAUAAAAUUAAAAUAGAUAACGACCAGAAUACUUGAACAGCAUUUCAAUAUUUCACAAAGCCUCAGCCAAUUCCUUUCUUCACAAACAAUCUGCAAAAAUUUAUGGUUAAGAAGAUUUCUUGUGGGGAUAACUUCAGUGUGGCAGUAACAAAUUCUGGAAAAAUAUUUGGAUGGGGAGACAACACUUUCAGCCAGCUUGGCAUUGACAACUCAAAGUCUGGAUCUCUGUAUCAGACAGAAGCUCAAGAUGCCUUCUUCUCCUAUGAGCCAGUCGAGAUCAAAUGAUUAGAGAACUCAAAGCAUAUAUUUGAAGGUAUAGUUGAAGAGGAGUGUAAAAUUGAUUCAGUAUAUUGUGGAUCCAAUUACACAUAUGCUGUAUCUAAAGAAUACAAGAUUUUCUUCUGGGGUUGAAGUAAUUACGGGCUGAACCUCAAACCUACUUGUGGGAUUGAGAAAACGCCUUUACACUUACAUGGAUUAGACGCUAAGAAAUUUUCAACAAUGGCGACAUACUCAAAUCACGUAAUCGCACUAGGACACUCCAUCCACCUUGCCUUCACUCAUCCUUCCAUGGGGGACACUACAUUCUCUUUUCUUGGUAUUCCCAACGACUAUGGCGUAAUGAGCAUAGAAUUCUUCCGCUUAGAGAAGGAAGAGGUAUUCGUCAUAGAUGAUUACGACCUACCCUACGUCCUCAGAAAGCACAAGAAAAUGAAGGGUAAAAUGACUUCGAAGUAUAAAUAAAAGACUGCUCAUAAAAUUAGCCAAGAACGACCUCGACUUCAUCAACUUCGACAUUGACAAAGACCAAGAGGAGGAAGAAGAAUCUGAAGAAGAAACAAGUUCUGAAGAAGACGAUGACGAUGAAGAAGAAGAGUCUGAGUCUGAAGACGAAGAGAAAAUCAAGAAGAAAACAAGAAUAGUCAAGAAGAAGAAGUCCAAAGAAAUCGGACAUGAUGAGAGAAAGACUAAGAUGGAAGAAAUCCAAGCUCAGAAAGAUCGUACAGCAACAGGCGUGCUCAGCAUUUUUAAGCUGAAGAUGCAAGAAAGCUUGAAAGCGAAUAAGGUAUCGGAAGAUCUUGAGCUGUCACUCGAGGAGCUGGAUAAAAACAGACCGGUCAGAACCUUUAGAGAGGAAGCGAAGCAAAAGGCAGAUGAUGAAAUCCGACAAGUGGCUGAUAACCAGGCUAAUUUGUUCAAACUGAGUCUUAAUAAAGAUAAGUGGUAUUAUAAGGAAAUGACUGAAGUUGAUGUCAUUGCGGAAGCCCAUUCGGUGGAGGAAGUGUCUACUGUGAAAAAUAGCCUCACCUCUAGAGUAGAUAAUGACAUUAACAUUCCUGAAGACCCUAAAGGAAUUCUUAAAGGGUCUAAUAAUAAAGAGAAGCCUAUAAAAGUACAAAAUAUAAAUUUCUCUGAUGAAGGAGCCAAUCAGAAGAAGCCUAAAAAAAUUCAGUUUUCAAACAGAGGGGAAGAUAAAGCUCAGCCAAAGGAAGAAACUAAGAUAGAUGAGAUGGAUGAUGAGUCGUAUGAAGGUGAAGAAUCUGAGAAGGAGGAGAAUGGUGAGUCAGAACCCUCAGAUAUCGAAAUAAAUUAUGAACCUCCAAAAAUUCCAGCUAAAAAGAAGCAGAAAUACUUUGAAAGAUUUGCUAGGAAGAAGAAUUAUGAAAAUAAAGUCUUGCUUGUAAAUUAUCAACAUGAAGAGGACCAUGAGUUCUUCCUAAAGAAGUUGUAUUAUCUGUAUACCCUUAAACCAAGAAUGGUGAUUAUUUCAUAUGUUGAUAGCCUUGAAUAUCUCAAACCGUACUACCUCAAUAAGCUUGCUGAAUCAAAUGAUGUAAGAGUUGUACUUGUGAAGCAAUCUUUAAAGCAAGAUCUUAUCGAAGCUAUGACAACGAUGGUUGGAAAGAAGAAACUGAGAAGGAAAAUAUUAGAUGGAAUCUUACUCACUACAGCAAUUGUACCUGAUAGCCUUCUUUAUUCAUGGGGAUGUGCCAGUCAUGGAAAAUUAGGAAUUGGGGAUCCAUUAAUUUUAGAAAGCAAUUCUGAUUUCCAGGUCUCUUGUCCUCAAAAUAUGACAGUUGGAUUUCAAAGAGUCAUCGAUAAUUCUCAACAUAAAAGGAGUGGAAAAAGAGAUCCAAAUUACUUGAAUUACUUAUACACUUAUGUCCCUCAGAUAGUUAUGUCAAACUAUGGAAUACAUUUUAAAUCUUUAGCAUGUGGUAGGAACCACUCAAUGGCUCUCUCUGCAAAAGGAAGAGUGUAUCUUUGGGGUGAUAAUUCUUAUUCCCAGUUAAGUAUCUAUCAAAACAGCACACCCCAUAAAAAUCGUGAAAAUACCACACCCCCUAGCUUGAGGAUUGGCCAAAAGAAUCGAAACCCUAACAUUAGCCCAGAAGGUUUGAGCUCCCGAAACAAACUUGACUCCCAAGACACCUCCCAUGGCUCUUUCAGCAAGGAAUCAAAGAAGUUCCAGUCGAACUACAUCAGUACUCCAAUGCUGCAUCCCAAAUUUGGGCAGUACAGUUUCAUCCAGAGCAAGGAAAUCUUCUGUUCAGAAUACACAUCUGGGUUAUUAUGAAAUAUAAAACUAUAAGUUCUCUAAAAAGUCC